AUCGAAGGCCAUCUACGAUCAAGUUUUUAACCAAACAGUAGCCGCCUUGGUUACCACUGAAAGUGUUUCUAAACAAAGCAUUAUUUAUUUAUAAAUAUAUGAGUGCAUUGCACACACAUAUACAUAUGUGUUUUUGACAUUUUAUCAUAUAUUUAUUAACAUCUAAACAUCAUAUAAAUCGACAAACAUUGUUCCAUUUUAUCAUUUUAUUUAACAAUUAAUUAUUUUUCUUUUCUUUUUAUAUUCAUUGUUAACUCGACAUUAAUCUCGUAUACGACCUAAAAAAAUCAUUUUUGAAUAUAAUUUGAAAAAUACGUUGGUGACGUGAAAGAUAGAAAAAAAUCAAAGAAAUGGAAAAAAUAGAAGAAGCUGACGAUGGUGCGAUUGAUGUAAUAGGCGAUGAAGACGACGGUCCUGUUGAUAUCAUAAAAAUUCAACAAGAUUUUUACGAAUCAUUCAUACCUAUUUUAACUGAUAAAUCAACACAUGGCUAUUCUGAAGUGUUGAAUAAAGAGGUGCUAAAGGAUAUGAUUAAGUCAACUGUGGAACUUUACACGGAUAUGAACGAAAGUGAGAUCAAUUCAUUUUCCGAUUGUCUUUGGGAACAGAAAAAGUUUACGGGCAGCGAUGAUUUGAGAAUUUCGCAAUUAUUUGUGUGCUGUGUUCAUGACACAAAAGGUCAAAUAACUUAUCCAUUGGAUAUAAAGUCAACGAAAUUUUCAAUCCGUCCCAUUUAUCGAGUUCCCAAGUGCUUCAAAAAAACUCAACAUCAAAGAGAUUGUUGUGCUGUGUUUAUUGAUGAAUUUGCUCGUGUGUACAAAACAUGGAGUAAUUUUUGUGAAAAGAAUAAAUACGGAAAUUGUUUAAUAAUUGCACCCAAGGGUGGAUUCUAUGAUGCAACAACUGAAAAUAAAGUUGAAUUAGACAUAUUCUAUCAAAAAGACGGUGUUAUUAAAUACUUUGAUUACGGAUCAACAGCAGCAAGUUUGGGUUCGGCUGGUGUAUUAUUAGUUGGACUAUUACCAGUGGUUACUCUUGCACCUGUUGUUGCUACUGGUGCUACUUUUGCAGGUGUGGCAUGUGCCGGCUAUGCGGCUGUACGUAGCGUCUAUCAGCUAUUUGAUCGAAAGAAACACGAUCAAAGCAUUGGCAUAAAAAACAAAGAGUCAAGAGCAGCUUAUUUUAAUAUCACAUCUGGAGCUUUAUGCGCUGGUGCUGCUGUAGGUUCAAGAGCUGCCAUACAGGCUGCAUUAAAUCGACAAACAUUAUCAAAAGUCGCACAAAGAACAAUUACUUACGUUGGUGCCAGUUCCAUUGGCUUUCAGGCUGUUGGUUGUGCUGAUGAAUUGAUUUCAAUUAUAUCGGACUUACGUCGAAAAAAACCAAUUUCAACGGUAUAUUUGGCGCAAUUUGGCGCACAAAUCUUUUUACUUGCACUUUCAGUUAAAAAUUUCAAAUUAACCGAAAAAUUAACGGAAGUUAGUGGUCAACGAAAUCCAAAAACGAUUCGUAAGAUGUUAAGAAACAACAAUUCAGAUGGUUCAUUAAAGUAUUUAUUUAGUGGUGCUGACUUUCUCGAGAAAAAUAUUAAUGGAUUCACCGCAAAUUCGAUGAUGAUUCAAUCUAUUUUUACUGGUUAUUUAAACGUCUCUCAAAAGGUCAAAGUGGAAUGUGAAAAAUAUUUUGACGAACGAUUAAAGACAAUUCUUGAUAUCCUUGUAAGAGAUGGAUUAAUCAACAAAGAAGAAUUCAAAGCAAUAGAUCAGUUAUUAAAAUACUUUUUGGAAACUAUGAACCUGAGUUCAUUGGAUAAAUUUUUUGAAUUAACAAAAAAAUUUGUGAUUGAAUCAGCCGAAAUGCCCAAAAGUAAGACAAUUCGCGAAUUUUCAUUCGAUUGUUACUUGAAAUCGGUUUAUAUAUCAAUGAUUCGAAAUCAGAACAACACAAAUAUCAACGAUUUUCUAUCAGCUUUAACUAAUGACAGUUUUGAUAUGAUGGUUGAUGAGAUAAGAUCAGAUGGUUCUUCGAUUUUCGGUUUGUGCUGCCAAUUUGAUGAUAUUUUUGGUGCAAACCUAGAAAAAGAAAUGAGCCUUGGAAGAAAAAUUUCAUUGAUAAUUGAGGAACGUUGUCAAAUAUUCGUUACAAAAUUUAUUGAAUUUCCAAUACAAUCGACUUUGGAUAAUUUAGCAUUAUCAGCUCAAUAUGUUUUGCGACGUUUGGCAAUCGAAGCGGCCACGUUAUUUUUUGGAAUUACUAAACAAAUUUUAAAUGAAUGUGUGGCUCAGUUUAUUAAUCAAAACUUUUCCCAACAUGAAUUCAUUAAAAAAAGUUUUCAAAUGCUUUUGAAGAAAUGUAAUGGCAACCUAACGAAUUUGGAAAAAUAUAUUAAAGUAUUGUUUGAUAACAAAAAUGGUGAAUAUGAUCGAAUUAAAAAGGAUAUUCUUGAUCAUUAUUUUUCAUCGAGACAAGAAACCACAUUAAAAGAAUGCAAAGUUUGUGGAGGCGAAAAUUUCAUUUAAAUACAUGAUUUAUUAUGAUUUAUUGUAAAAGAAUGCACAAAAAUAAUGCAACUAACAUCGUUCAAUUUUUAAAUAUUUUAAGUUUAAGGCUUUACGUUUAUUUUGUUUGUUUGUUUGUGUUCUAAAAUAUGAUUAAGUUUUACUUUCGACUUUUUAAUUUGAGAAUGACUUUGAAGAAGAAAUGGCGUCAUCCGAAGGACUUAACAACAGCUAGAGAGCAUAUUAUUACUAAAUUCGAUAUGAUUUAAAAAAAAUUGAUUUAUUUCAUUCCCAACAAUUUUUCUAAAGACAUUUUCUUGGAUUCACUAAUUCACUAAAAAAGAUUUUUAAUAGAACCACAUCGAUUUUUAAAAACGAUUAAAACUACAAUAUUUUGAUAAAGAAUUAAUAUCAUAACUAGAGUAUAUUGAAGUAGUUGAUAAUAAUAUAUGAAUAAAAAAUGUUUUUUUUUUCGAUUGCCAUUGAUUUUAGUAAUCUUUGCAUUCUGUUUACAAUUCUGUUUACAAUUUAAAAGAAAAAUAUUGACUAACUAUAAAUCAUGUAUGCAUUAUCUUACUAAUCCUUAGAAUAAAAUUGUGAACUAUAUAUAAAAUAAUUUCGAUGAGAAUGUACGGAGAUUCGUUCUAUAUUUCAGAAAAAAAUGGUCAAAAAUAUUUCUUUUGUUCUUUUUCGUUGUUCAUACGUGCACAAUAUUUUAUAUGAAAAUCUCAUAAAAAUGUGAAAAAUAUAUAGUUAAUACAAUGUAAUGUUCUUAUUGCAAAUGGUAAAAAGGCAUGCAUAAAUGCAAUCGUCA
Messenger RNA from Contarinia nasturtii (swede midge), 3312 nucleotides. RefSeq lists its product as uncharacterized. The record is from RefSeq and is a predicted model, not a curated record. Bases 351 to 2519 code for a protein of 722 amino acids. The transcript has 3 exons. Lineage: Eukaryota; Metazoa; Arthropoda; Insecta; Diptera; Cecidomyiidae.